This is a messenger RNA of Penicillium olsonii, 597 nucleotides long. The record is from the annotation of a GenBank genome assembly. Lineage: Eukaryota; Fungi; Ascomycota; Eurotiomycetes; Eurotiales; Aspergillaceae.
AUGAUUCUCAUAGUUUGCUGGUCCUUUCAGGCCAAAGACAAUAACUACUUUCAGAAUCAUUCAGCACCCACAUUCGACCGUUCAAGGGUUGUUGCAGAAACCAGAGCCACAGACUCGUAUCAAAAUGUACUGUUCUCUCUGAUCCAAUUUAAAUUACACACAGGCGUCUUUCCGCGGCGAGUCACGGUCGUCACGCACGAGUUCAAACGUGCUCGAUUCAUGGAAUGCCACUUCCCGGCAAUGGGACUCGUGACCGUCGACACCAGACAUUCAAGCUACCAGCACAAAGCCGCGGUGAUUGGCAUCAAUCCCCCAGAAAAUGUGACUGCAUCAGAGAGCCUUGCACGAGGCGAAAUGAUGAACGGAAUCGGCCUUUGGAAAGCAGACCUCUAUGGCGUUAACGAGAAUCUAGCAAGCAAACGGAGAAAACGAGGCUGGAUCCCUGGGAUGGUGGACGAGUUUUCCAACAUGGAUCUAGGAGCCGUGGUACUCGACCUUCUCCGAUAUGAUGGUGGGAAAGAUCGCAAUGAAUGGUUCUCGCAGCGAGAGGAUUUGCCUUGGUCUUAUGCUAAAAAUGAUAUAACCCAACAGAAUUGA